Cryptococcus wingfieldii CBS 7118 is the source of this 1149-nucleotide messenger RNA. RefSeq lists its product as hypothetical. The coding region runs from base 1 to 1149 and encodes 382 amino acids. Gene Ontology annotation, molecular function: phosphoric diester hydrolase activity. Gene Ontology annotation, biological process: lipid metabolic process. The transcript is spliced from 8 exons. The record is from RefSeq and is a predicted model, not a curated record. Lineage: Eukaryota; Fungi; Basidiomycota; Tremellomycetes; Tremellales; Cryptococcaceae.
AUGGUGUCCGCUCUACUAUCCGCUACCACUCUUAUUGCAGUCAGCGUCCCGGCUCUCGCUGCCCCAUUCCGACGAUGGGAGUAUUCCAAGUACUGGGACCUGCAAGGCCAUCGAGGUGGGCGUGGAGAGACUGUCGAAAACACACUUCCAUCUUUCUCCUGGGGCUUGAUUAACGGUGUAACGUCGCUUGAGUUGGACUGCGGCGUGACCAAAGAUGGCGAAGUUGUAGUCUGGCACGAUGAAAACUUUGUGGAUACCAAAUGUCGAGACACCUCUCCUGCAUUCGAAGACGACCCCGACUAUCCUUAUGUCGGUAAAUACAUCGCCAACCUUACCCUAGGUCAGAUCAAGACUCUCGACUGUGGUUCAUUGCGACAGGCCGACUUUCCACUCCAAGAUGUCUACGCCGGCACCAAAGUAUCUACCCUCCAAGAGAUGUUCGAUUUCGUAAAAUGCGCCACCGACGAGCCCGUCCUUUUCAACAUUGAAUCCAAAGUCGACGGUGACUAUCACAAUCUCACACGUGGUCCUGAAGAUUUUGUGGAUGCUAUGGGUACAAUCUUCUAUGCCCAAGGGGAGGAUGUGGUUGAUAGGAUCACCCAUCAGAGCUUUGACUGGAGGUCCAUCAAGCUCUCGAAGGAGAAGUAUCCCAACCUGCGAACAUCUGCUCUUUGCGAUGACACCACCACCAACCUCGGCAACCCCGGCUCUGGCCCUUCCAACUGGCUUGCCGGUAUCGAUAUUGACAAACUCGAGGGUGACACCGUGGGGGAGCGGGUUGCGCGGGCUGCCGCUUUCAUCAAUGCCGACUUCCUGUCCCCUGUCGCUACUUCCUAUGCUUCUGAUGUAACUGGUCCCGGCUUCCCUGGCUUUGUGGCGUUCACCAACAAGACGAUGGUUGAUACUGCCCACUCUCUCGGGCUUGGUGUCAAGCCUUGGACUCCUGAUGUCAAGAACCUCUUCGAAUACCUCCUGGAUCUCGGCGUCGAAGGUGUCAUCACCGAUUUCCCUCACGAGUUCCGACGUCUGCUCGAGCAGAAAGGGAACUAUGCUCUUGCCCCUAAAGGAAAUACCGACAGGAUUCUCUCAUGUUUGUCCAAGCACGUCCAAGUGACUGAGAACAGACUCGAUGGGAAGGGUUACGCUUGA